Messenger RNA from Xenia sp. Carnegie-2017, 1180 nucleotides. RefSeq names its product ras-related protein rab7. Bases 198 to 815 code for a protein of 205 amino acids. Gene Ontology annotation, cellular component: phagocytic vesicle; late endosome; lysosome. The transcript is spliced from 5 exons. Gene Ontology annotation, molecular function: GTP binding; GTPase activity. The record is from RefSeq and is a predicted model, not a curated record. Lineage: Eukaryota; Metazoa; Cnidaria; Anthozoa; Malacalcyonacea; Xeniidae. Gene Ontology annotation, biological process: endosome to lysosome transport; phagosome-lysosome fusion.
GUAGUGUAUCACGAGAUCAACCAUCCAUCGCGUAUCGUUGCCCUUCGCUUUACUUUAUAUUUUUUCAAAAUUCUGCUGCUUUUUUUGUGUUAUAUUCAUCACAGACUUGCACGAGUUAUUAUCAAACAUAACUACGUUGAUUUUUAACUCCCAGGAGUUCGUUAAGUAGAGUUCAAGACGUGAAUUAAAUUUUGAAAAUGUCUUCAAGAAAAAAGGUUCUGUUGAAAGUGAUAAUCCUGGGAGAUAGUGGGGUCGGUAAGACAUCCUUGAUGAACCAGUAUGUAAAUAAGAAAUUUAGUAAUCAGUACAAAGCAACUAUUGGUGCGGAUUUCUUAACAAAGGAAGUAAUGGUUGACGAUAGGCUUGUUACCAUGCAGAUUUGGGACACAGCUGGACAAGAGAGAUUCCAAAGUCUGGGUGUAGCAUUCUACCGCGGUGCAGAUUGCUGUGUCCUAGUAUUUGACGUAACUCAACCAGGAUCAUUCAAGACUCUAGACAGUUGGCGUGACGAGUUUCUUAUCCAAGCUAGCCCUAGAGAUCCUGAGAACUUUCCGUUUGUGGUGUUAGGAAAUAAAGUUGAUUUGGAAAACAGAGCAGUGUCUGCUAAGAGAGCGCAAGGUUGGUGUCAAGCAAAGAACAACAUACCGUACUUUGAGACGAGCGCCAAAGAAGCAAUUAAUGUAGAACAAGCAUUUCAGACCAUUGCAAAGAAUGCGCUAGCUCAGGAAACAGAAGUGGAGUUAUAUAAUGAUUUCCCAGAUCAAAUCCACCUUGACAACAAUACAAGUAAACCAAAAGAUGGCUGCGGUUGCUAAGGAUGUAUCAGAAUAAGUAAUUCAUAAUAAAAUAUAAGAUGAGAAUCUUAUUUAUUUGAAAUUCUCUGAACUUUCAUGUAUUGAUCAACCACUCAUUUAUUUUGGAUUGUUUAUAAAAUUGAAUAUAAACAUUCUUCACCUCCGGUUUGCACAUGUGCAUGUUUAACUGAUUUCCCCUUAUGAUUUUUCAAUUAUAAAUUUAUUCUGCUUCAUUAUUUCUCUGUUUUUUAAAAACUUCUAACAACACAGCCUUGAAAACAACUGUUCAAAUCAUUAGAAUGAAUAGAAUUCAAAUUGUAGUGUAAUCGAUUACAGUAACUUUGUAUUCUUUAAUUUGAAAAAUAAAUGCAGUUGAAAUUAAGGCA